This is a messenger RNA of Opisthorchis viverrini, 1017 nucleotides long. RefSeq lists its product as hypothetical. Lineage: Eukaryota; Metazoa; Platyhelminthes; Trematoda; Opisthorchiida; Opisthorchiidae. The transcript is spliced from 10 exons. The coding region runs from base 1 to 1017 and encodes 338 amino acids. The record is from RefSeq and is a predicted model, not a curated record.
AUGGUGCUGCAACACCACGUAAGGAAGGGGGCAGCUCACAGUCCGUCCAACUGUUAUGACCGGAAGUCCGGAAAAUACUCUAUAAGCGUAGAGAUGGAUGGAUCCUGUGGACUUCAUCGUUCAGAAACUGGCAUGGAAGCAUCCUUCUAUCAGAUUGAAGUGCAUUGUUUGAAUCCGGAGGGCAGAAAAGGUCUCAUGCUUAACAAGACGACUUCCCAAAACAAGCCGCAAGAUGAUGAAGCUACACUGGGCGGUAUGCAUUUUGCUCCUGAUGAAUCAUCUGUCUGGCCAAACAUGUCCUGUGAACAUGACGACAUUCAUCAGCACAAAGUUAAAGGCGUAGUUACUCAGGGUGGCCCCGUUUCGAGAGAGAAUAGCAUAACACUGCCAUCGUGCCUGACGGGCCAGAAAAUCAAAGGCAGCUUUCAGAUCAAGGAACACAAACACUGUUGGUCACUGGAAGCAGUAUCGCUGUUCAGGAAUCUGUCGGAGGGUGAGGAUAUGAUCGAUGCAUCCUCUCGCAGGACGGAACCCAAAUUGGCUUUUACGGAUCUGUCUAUCGCUGUGUCCGGUCAACCUUCGAAGGAUAAGGCCAGGAGCACCUUCGGUGUCACAGCUAACAGGCUGACGCCACGAUGGUUUUCACACAGCGUUCGCGUACCCUUUUUGAAGAUGGGCAUAAUGGUCAACAUAACUCAUUCUGCAGGCACCUUCUCUUUGAUCCAUAAGAACGGUGGUGUUUCUUCUGUUCUGGAACUAAUCAACAAUCCAGAAGCUCUGCUUUAUGCCACUUCAGUAGCCACGACUGUUGAGAUUUUUCAUGUGCACGAAGAGAAUGAAGAAAAAAUACGGCAUGAGGCUCAUUAUACGGUGGGAACAUUUUUGAUAGAUGGGCAUGUAGUUGAAGUGCGCUGUGUCAGCUCUGCAGUCCCUGGCAUCGUUUGGGACAGGAGGUGCGAAAGAGGCAGACGUGGUACAAAAAGGCACGAAGAGCUCUCCAAAAGCUCCCUUACAUAA